GUAACUUGGGAGGUAAAGGAGGUUCUAGUGAGAGAGUUAACAAGGUAAAGUUUGUAGGAGUUAAAUCAUUAGGUCGCAGUACUGUAUAGUCAUUGUGAUAAGGUUCAGCUCCUGGUCGCAUUCACAUGUAGGCAGAACUAGAUACUGUACAUCCAAUGUGUCACAGAACACACCUGGAAUGAUACGAGCAUACAUCCCCCGCUACCGUCAGGUCGAGGGCGAAGGUGGCAGGAGCCAUUAUGUCUAUGUCCUAGAAGUUUGCUAUGUGGGGCGUGUUCACAAGAUAGAGAAAAGAUACUCCGCAUUCCACAGUCUUUACAAGGAGUUGCGAAAGGUCUAUCCAACUUCAGAAUUUCCUCCUAAACGUCUUCGGAACACAACGCCCAAAGUGUUGGAGACUCGUCGAGCAGGCUUAGAACUCUGGUUGCAUACGACUCUACUACUUCAGGCAACUCCACCUGCAUUAUUAGCAUUCUUGCAAGUGCACAAUUACCAGCCUCCACAUCAAGAAUGUGAUGAUAGUGGGUAUGAAGGAAGUCCAUCUCACCAGCCAGUACUUGUCUACCCCCGUGACCCUUACUUAACAACACACAACGACACCACUCCCACACUCACCAGCAGUGUCACCAAAGGAGUUCUUACGGCUCUUUAUGACCAGAAUUUUCGCAUGCCUUCAUGAAGCUUGUUAUGAAGCGGAGUCAUUCAUGUGAUGAGUUCGUCUACGUAUGUGACUUUGUAUUGUUGCAGUUUCAGAAGAAAUUUAGAAAUUUUUGUCUCAAGUUGAAUGUAUGAUUGUUAUAAAUGAAGACUAAUUACCUAUUAACAUAAGUAGAUACAGUACUGCACAUCCUCAUAAUGAAAAUGGGUGGGUUUCAUUUAAAGUUCUGGCAGUCUGUGGUGUUUGGACUAUUGUGGUUGGCUUAUGGUUCAACAUACUUUCUGCGAAAGCCACUUGGGGUGAUCAAGGCAGACUUAGAGGUUGCAUUCAAUGUAAGUUCAGCCAACCUUGGCUGGUUGGAUUCAGCACUGCUGUUACCAUACGCUGGAAUCUCCCUAACUCUUGGGUCUCUAGGUGACCGCAUAGGGUCACGUAUAACCCUAGCAGGAGGUCUGAUUCUUGCUGCUGCUGCUACAGCUCCCAUGACUGUAUGCCAGUCCUUUACCUCCUUCCUUGUGCUAUUGGCUUUCAGUGGAGCCAGCCAAGCACUGUGUUGGCCAGCAUGCUGUUCUCUCUUGGCCUGCUGGUUUUCGGAUGCCUCACGAAAUUCAGUGUUUGGAUUAUUUGGCACUUGUAUCUUUGCUUGUGGAAUGGCUGCUACAGGUCUGACAGUAUACCUACAGGCUGUUUAUGGUUGGCGUGGUGUAUUUGUGCCUCCAGCUGUGAUAGUAGUCAUCUUGGGAGUUAUGGUGUUAAUAUUAGGUAGAAACCCAGAUGAAAGGGGCUUGGUAGUGCCAGGUCGGAUAGUUAAUGAGCAGAAGCCACACAACAAAAAGAGCCCACAAGGUAUGUCCAUGUAUUCAGUAUGGAGAAUAAGUCUUGUUCCAGAGGUGUCCUUAGCCAUGUUCUGUGUCAAGUUUGUACGUUAUGCUCUCAUGUUUUGGCUCCCUCUCUAUUUCCUACGUUCACUUAAUUACUCACAAGUCAAUGCUGGCUUGGCAUCCACCGCUUUUGAAAUAGGCGGUGCAGUAGGGAGUGCAUUGGUUGGCAUAGUGGUGGAUCGUUGGAUGGGGGGUCGAGCCAUACUAGCAAGUGCUUUAGCUAUUUCUGGAUCUGCUCUAGUUCUUUUAGGAUUUAUGGUCACAGUGUCUUGGGGCCCAAUUUUCCAUGUAAUAUUCCUGGCUCUUGCUGGUGCUUUCAACUGCGGCCCCGACAUUCUUCUGUGUGGCUCGGUAUCUUCUGACAUUGGCGAGCGUGAAGGAGGCGCAGCGUCGGCAGUGACGGGGGUAGUGAAUGGUAUGGGGUCCCUGGGUACUGUGCUGGAGGGCCCGCUCGUGUCUUUGGUGACAGCAUGGCUUGGAUGGUCUUCUAUGAUGCCCCUUAUGAUAUUUGUCUCGUGUGUAGGGGCCUUGGCCACCUUCCGUGCUAACACUCUCCUCUCUCAUAGUGAAGGUUGGGUGAAAAUCUCAACUACAGAGGAUAUACCAUAAUACAAUACCACUUAUUUAGAAGUGUCAUGAUACCACUUAUUUAGAUACCUUGUCCUUGAUACCACUUAUUUAGAUGUACCAUGAUACCACUUUAGACACCUUGAUGUCAAUUAUUUAGAAGUAUCAUGAUACCACUUAUUAGAUAGAGUACCUGGUUACCAUUUACAGUAUUUAAAUACCAUGAUUCCACUUAUUUAACGUGACCUUUCUCUAUUUUUAUUUUGCUUUGUAUAUUACUUGCACUUUGAUUUUGUUUACAGUGUCCACCAGCUGUGUCUGUAACUGUGCACAUAUGCUUCUGAUUUUAUGCAUAUUUACGUUAAAAAAUUUUAAGCAGAGUAUCAGCUAAUUUACAAAGAAUUUCAGUUAAUUUAUGGAUACUGUACAGUAAUUGUAUUGUUGUCAGUUUUCAUAUAAGAUUUGUAUCAAAGAUUUGUAAAAUACAUAGCCACGAGGAUUACAGUGCUGUAGUAACCAGUAGAUAGUACAGAACUGUAGUUGUAUAUGUGAUAGUACAGUAUAGAGAUUAUUUGCUUGUCUGUUUGUAUGUAAACUGCCACUCUUGUUCACCUGGAAGAUUAGAUGUGAUUGUGAUAAACACCUCUGAGUAAGAGUUAUAUUUUGUCGAGAGUUGUGUUGUGUAGUUCACCUUUCCUGAAGAAAUAUAAUAUACCUGUACUAAAUAUAAUUGAGUUUGUGAUUCUCAUUACUUUAGAUGAAAUAAAUAGACUUGACACAA
Messenger RNA from Homarus americanus (American lobster), 2887 nucleotides. Its product is annotated as glucose-6-phosphate exchanger SLC37A2-like. The record is from RefSeq and is a predicted model, not a curated record. Gene Ontology annotation, cellular component: membrane. The transcript is spliced from 5 exons. Gene Ontology annotation, molecular function: transmembrane transporter activity. Lineage: Eukaryota; Metazoa; Arthropoda; Malacostraca; Decapoda; Nephropidae. The coding region runs from base 856 to 2148 and encodes 430 amino acids. Gene Ontology annotation, biological process: transmembrane transport.